AUGAGAAAAACCAACAUGUGGUUCUUGGAGCGGCUUCGGGGGUCUGGGGAAAACGGCGCUGCCCGGGGCGCGGGGAGCGAGGCGGGGGACAAGGCCUCCAAGGGGCCCCUGUACAGCAAUGUGCUGACGCCCGACAAGAUCCCCGACUUUUUCAUCCCCCCCAAGCUGCCCUCGGGCCCCGUGGAGGGCGAGGGACAGGCCACGCUGGGCCCGUCCACGUCGGAGCAGAACCUGGCCUCCGCAGCCCCCCGCCAGACCCCACGGAGCCCCCGGCUGCCUGCCAAGCUGGCGGCCGAGAGCAAGAGCCUGCUGAAGGCAGCCACCCGGCACGUGAUCCAGAUCGAGAGUGCUGAGGAGUGGCCGCCUGAGGAGGCCACUGACACUGACCCCCAGGCCCAGGGCGCCAUGUCCCUGCCCUCGGUCCCCAAGGCCCAGACGUCCUACGGCUUCACCACGCUGGCCGAGAGCCCCCACACUAGACGCAAGGAGUCUCUGUUCCACAGUGAGCACGGGGCCCUGGCCCAGGUGGGCUCCCUGGGUGCCGGGCGCCGCCGGGCAGCUGCCAAGGCCAACGGGGGUGACGGGGGCCCCAGGGAGGCUGGCGGGGCCCUCAUGAGCCCCGGCCGCUACUUCAGUGGCGGGGAGAGCGACACGGGGUCCUCGGCCGAGUCGUCUCCCUUCGGGUCCCCUCUGCUCUCCCGCUCGGUGUCACUGCUCAAAGGCUUCGCCCAGGACAGCCAGGCCAAGGUGAGCCAGCUCCGGCACUCCGUGGGCCGCCACGGCUCCCUGUCGGCUGAUGACAGCACUCCAGACACCAGCCCGGGGAGCCGGCGCCGCCUGACCCGCCGGGCCCCCCCGGAACCUGGCCCCGAGUCGGGCCAGGCGCGUGGAGAGCACACGGUCCACGUGGGCCCUCGGGGCAGCGUGCGGCUGCUGGCAGAGUACGAGGCAGGCCAGGCCCGCCUGCGGGUGCGCCUGCUGGCUGCCGAGGGCCUCUACGACCGCCUGUACGAUGCCCGCAGCAUCAACUGCUGCGUGGGCCUGUGCCUGGUGCCUGGGAAGCUGCAGAAGCAGCGCAGCACCAUCAUCAAGAACAGCCGCCACCCCGUCUUCAAUGAGGAUUUCUUCUUCGACGGCCUGGGGCCGGCCAGCGUCCGGAAGCUGGCCCUCAGGAUCAAGGUGGUGAACAAGGGCAGCAGCCUCAAGCGGGACACGCUGCUCGGGGAGAAGGAGCUGCCCCUGACCUCCCUGCUCCCCUUCCUGUAG
This is a messenger RNA of Rhinopithecus roxellana (golden snub-nosed monkey), 1266 nucleotides long. Its product is annotated as C2 calcium-dependent domain-containing protein 4C-like. The record is from RefSeq and is a predicted model, not a curated record. NCBI's taxonomy places the organism in Eukaryota, Metazoa, Chordata, Mammalia, Primates, Cercopithecidae.